GGCAGUGGUGACAGCCGCGGGGAGGGGGCGGGAGGAAAGAGGCGGCUGGCUCUGGCUCCGCGCUCAGCUCUGCUCUGCCUCAGGCUCUGCGCUCACCUACUGCCCAAGCCUCCCUUCCGCUCCUGCCCCGGGACCCCUGGGUGGGCUCUAGACCCCUCCCGGUCCCCAGACUCAAUCCUAGCCCAGACUCUCCUGGCCCCCAGCCCCUUCGCCGCCAGGGGGCGCUUGUGAGCGCCCUAUCCCAGCCACCCGGCGCCCCCUCCCACAGCCCAGGCGGGACGGGAGGGGGUCGCCGGGGGCCAUGCGGGGCCAGGGUCGCAAGGAGAGUUUGUCCGAUUCCCGAGACCUGGACGGAUCCUAUGACCAGCUCACUGGCCACCCUCCAGGGCCUACUAAAAAAGCGCUGAAGCAGCGGUUCCUCCAGCUGCUGCCAUGCUGCGGGCCCCAAGCCCUGCCCUCAGUCAGUGAAAUUGGCCGGGUCUUCAGCUUUCUCGGUGACAGUUCGCUCCCUUCAGCAUUAGCUGCCCCAGCCUCCCUACGCCCCCACAGACCCCGCCCGCUGGACCCAGACAGCGUGGAGGAUGACUUUGAACUGUCCACCGUGUGUCACCGGCCCGAGGGUCUGGAGCAGCUGCAAGAGCAAACCAAGUUCACUCGCAAAGAAUUGCAGGUCCUGUACCGAGGCUUCAAGAACGAAUGUCCCAGCGGAAUUGUCAGUGAGGAGAACUUCAAGCAGAUUUACUCCCAGUUCUUUCCUCAAGGAGACUCUAGCACAUAUGCCACUUUUCUCUUCAAUGCCUUUGACACCAACCAUGAUGGCUCAGUCAAUUUUGAGGACUUUGUGGCUGGUUUGUCAGUGAUUCUUCGGGGAACCAUAGAUGACAGGCUGAACUGGGCCUUCAACCUGUAUGACCUCAACAAGGACGGCUGCAUCACCAAGGAGGAAAUGCUUGAUAUCAUGAAGUCCAUCUAUGACAUGAUGGGCAAGUAUACGUAUCCUGCACUCCGAGAGGAGGCCCCAAGGGAACAUGUGGAGAGCUUCUUCCAGAAGAUGGACAGGAAUAAGGAUGGCGUGGUGACCAUUGAGGAAUUCAUUGAAUCUUGUCAAAAGGUACAGGUCCCCACCCUCCACAUUUCCCUGGUCUGGAUUCAGGGCCUAACUCAAUGAUAUAGGAGAAGGCUCCUUAACUCACCCCCACUCCCAAUCCUGUUCCUUCACAACUGGGGGAGGCCUGCCAUUCUUCACCUCUGGUCUCUCUGGGUGUCUCCUUCCUCGUUGCCUCUCUGUGUUUCUCCCUGCCUCUGACAAGCUCUUUUUCUUUCUUUCUCCAAUCUGCCUCUCUCACACCAUGGCUACAGGAUGAGAACAUCAUGAGGUCCAUGCAGCUCUUUGACAAUGUCAUCUAGCUCACCAGGAGAGGGGAUCAGUUGUCCUGGGGGGGCCAUGCUCUAGCCCUAGUCCAGUUGGACCUCAUCUUUCUCUUCCUAGCUCUCUCCUCACCCUAGACCUGCCCUAGGGCCUGUAGGAAUCCAAGAGCCUGGGGAUUCAGUGGUUCAGAUCAUUGGAGCCGAAGGAACCAGGGAGUAGGCAGAGUGUAUCAGCUGGUAUUCCCAAUUCCCAACAGCUCCCACUCCCUCCCUGACCGUGCUGAGGAUGCCCCUGCUGAAGGAAUUAAGUGGUUCUCCACCUCCAAUCCCCACUCUAGAAACCACAACACUAGACAAAAUUUCUCCUGUUAUGGUGCUUCUCCCAUCCCUGAUAUCAUAAACAUUUUCCUUCUCAGACAGGUUGCUCUGUCCCUGGCACUGAUUGGCCUUUCAGACCAGGGCCUCAGAGAGCUCCCUAGGAGAGGGACAAGGGAGAACUCUCAGGCUUCAGGCAAUGGUUAAGUCCUAGGAAGUAGCUGGAGUGUAAAGCAGAAAGGCCUAGAGAUGGUGAGAGCUAAGGCUAUGACUCUGAGCUCCACAGGUCUGCCACCAGAAUAUGAGUUUCCAGGCUCUUUAGAAGACCUUGGCUCCCUAGAAACACCCCAGAAAUUUUCCAUACCAUGUUCAGUAUGCCAAGAGAUUCUGGGAUCGUGAAGUCUGGCUCAUCCCUAGCAUUUUUCUCUCUCCUUCCUUCCUGUUUGUAUGGUGGCAGCAGAAGAAUAUGGCUGGGAGAUAUCCUGGCUAAUUCCUGCCAAAGGUUCAGCCUACCAGUAUGGAGUGAGUUAGGGACCACCCAGUGGAUGCAUUAGAAGAAAAGGGAAGGAGGGAGGCAGGCAUAGCAUCUACACCCAAUGUGGGGGGCAUUCAUUAGAAUCUUUGAUCUACCCAGGCUUUAGUUCAACCCCCCAGGUAGCCCCCCCAAUUCCCAUCUAGUGUCGCCUCUUGCUCUAUUAAAUCUACCCAGAGAUGCCCCUGAACACACCUAGAAGUCAGGAAUCAUAGGAACCAGGUCCCAUAUCAUCAACAGCAUCCCUGCCAUGCUGCCACUCCUUAAUAUACCUGCUUGUCCCAUUAGCUAGGAUCAAGGGGAAGGGCCCCUGGGAAGCUCCCUUUCCCAUCAGAACACUGUUGACUGCUUUGCAUUUUUGGCUCCUCUGUAUAUUUUGUAAAAUAAGAAAUACACCAGAUCCAAUAAAAACACAAUGGCUAUGCACAGG
This is a messenger RNA of Myotis brandtii (Brandt's bat), 2645 nucleotides long. It is a transcript of the gene KCNIP2, whose product is annotated as Kv channel interacting protein 2. Gene Ontology annotation, cellular component: voltage-gated potassium channel complex. The transcript is spliced from 9 exons. The coding region runs from base 302 to 1168 and encodes 288 amino acids. Gene Ontology annotation, biological process: regulation of potassium ion transmembrane transport. The record is from RefSeq and is a predicted model, not a curated record. Lineage: Eukaryota; Metazoa; Chordata; Mammalia; Chiroptera; Vespertilionidae. Gene Ontology annotation, molecular function: potassium channel regulator activity; calcium ion binding.